AGAGAAGAGCACGCGAACAUCGAAGCUGAGCCUACGCACUGAUUUUCUUUUGCUAGGUAGAUUCAACCCCUUUUUUAUUUAUAUAAUGCUUCGAACCGUUGUCUGCUCGACGAGCAGGCGCUCUGCAGCGGUGGCCUCCACGCUUGCCAGCUGCCGUUGGUUGACUGCUUACAACCAUCACCCGAUAUGGACGUCAUCGCUCAUCUUGUCGCUCCACCCCUCCACGGUGGCACGUCCCUCCUUGUUGACGUCCCGGCGCACCGCCGCGACCGCAAGCACGGCGUCGGAGGCAGACUUUUCGUCUGCAGCCGCGCUCACUGAUGCGGAGAUCAUUGCGGCGGCGGACUGGAAGUCACCGCAGUACGAGGAGCGCCUCGGCUUUCGUGGUGGAGACGCGAUCACCGAGGCACGCCUAAAGCGUCACUACUACGUGCUGGCGAAACACUUCCACCCCGACACGGCCACGGGCACCGCAGCCGGCGCCGCAUCGGAGAACACCGCGGCGGUCACCGACGCGGAAGCCUUCCACAACAUCAAGGAGGCGUAUGAUGCGAUCAGCACCACAUUGAAGGAAGGUAGUAAUGGGCGGCCCAACGGCAACGGAAAUGGCUCUGCAGACGGAAGCAACGGCAGUGCCUCGAGCGACUUCGCCGGCGGUUUCACCUACUCCGAUGAGGCACGACGACGGUCGCAGAUGCGGCUGCUCGGUGAAGCAGUCAUGCUCUUUAUGGCCAUGACGGUGAUGCUGAUUUUCAUCGUGAGCCGCCACAACAAGUCCCGCAUGCAGUCACGCUAUUUGUGGCAUCUGGUGUGGAUCUUCUUCAUGAUUCAACUCUUCCCGCGGCUGCUGGCAGCUGCCAUUAUCUUUGCGGCGCACUCUCUGUACCUGGUCGACAAUACGGCGCUGAAGGAGCAGGCCGCCAUCUCGCUCGUUGUGGAGCGAAGCGCGACAGGGUGCACCGUGAAACUGGACGGCAUUCACGCGGGGUCGGUGUCGCACGUGGUGGUGCAGGUCACCACGACAGCAACCAAGACGGCGGCGGGCGGCGCGCAAGAGGAAGUGUCGUCCACGCUGACCUUCGACAAGGGCGUGACCGAGUUUCUUCUCCCUGUUCCAGCGGUCCCGCACUCCGUGUAUCACAUCAAGGCAGUCGACGAGCAGCGCAAGCUGGUUCUUGUGGACCGCACCAUCUCCGCAUUGGUGUGA
Leptomonas pyrrhocoris is the source of this 1207-nucleotide messenger RNA. Its product is annotated as putative mitochondrial heat shock protein. The record is from RefSeq and is a predicted model, not a curated record. Lineage: Eukaryota; Euglenozoa; Kinetoplastea; Trypanosomatida; Trypanosomatidae. Bases 86 to 1207 code for a protein of 373 amino acids. The transcript has a single exon.